AUGGGGAGGUGGUGGCCGGCUGCCCUGCUGGGCUGCGCAGUGGCGGUGGCCGUUCUGGCGGCCGCCGUGGAAUGCGCGGUGACGUACGACAAGAAGGCUGUGCUGAUUGAUGGGCAGAGGCGGAUUCUCUUCUCCGGAUCCAUUCACUACCCCAGGAGCACCCCUGAUGUAACUGCAUUCUUCAAAAUCUCUUCUUUUUUUCCCCUAUCUUCCCCGGGGAGGUUCAUGGCUGUGAUGUGGGAAGGGCUGAUUCAGAAGGCUAAAGAUGGAGGCCUGGAUGUGAUUCAGACCUAUGUCUUUUGGAAUGGACAUGAGCCUACGCCUGGAAAUUACUAUUUCGAAGAGAGGUACGAUUUGGUCAGGUUCAUAAAGACGGUCCAGAAGGCCGGGCUGUUUGUACAUCUCCGCAUCGGUCCCUACAUUUGUGGCGAGUGGAACUUUGGUGGCUUCCCAGUUUGGUUGAAGUAUGUACCAGGCAUCAGCUUCAGGACAGACAACGAACCUUUCAAGACGGCAAUGCAGGGUUUCACUGAGAAAAUUGUGGGAAUGAUGAAGAGCGAAAACCUCUUUGCAUCCCAAGGUGGCCCAAUUAUCCUCUCUCAGAUUGAGAAUGAGUAUGGGCCAGAAGGCAAGAAGUUUGGAGCCGCAGGUCAGGCAUAUAUCAACUGGGCAGCAAAGAUGGCCAUCGGAUUGGGCACUGGUGUGCCGUGGGUGAUGUGCAAGGAGGAGGAUGCACCUGAUCCAGUGAUCAAUGCGUGCAAUGGUUUCUACUGUGAUGCAUUUUCUCCUAACAAGCCUUACAAGCCCACAAUGUGGACUGAAGCUUGGAGUGGCUGGUUCACAGAAUUUGGUGGGACCAUCCGCCAACGACCGGUUGAAGAUCUCGCAUUUGCUGUCGCUCGAUUUGUACAAAAGGGUGGCUCUUUUAUCAAUUACUACAUGUAUCAUGGAGGAACAAAUUUUGGGCGCACUGCUGGGGGUCCCUUCAUCACAACAAGCUAUGAUUAUGAUGCUCCAAUUGAUGAAUACGGACUUGUUAGAGAACCAAAGCACAGUCAUCUUAAAGAACUCCACAGAGCUGUUAAGUUAUGUGAGCAGGCUUUGGUUUCUGUUGACCCAGCAAUUACUACCCUUGGAACCAUGCAAGAGGCCCACGUCUUCCGAUCUCCAUCUGGUUGUGCAGCUUUCCUUGCAAACUACAAUUCUAACUCCUAUGCAAAAGUUGUGUUCAACAAUGAGCAAUACAGCCUGCCACCUUGGUCAAUUAGCAUCCUUCCUGAUUGCAAGAAUGUGGUUUUUAACAGUGCCACAGUUGGUGUUCAGACAUCUCAGAUGCAAAUGUGGGGAGAUGGUGCCUCAUCAAUGAUGUGGGAGAGGUAUGAUGAGGAGGUUGAUUCUCUGGCAGCUGCUCCAUUGCUCACCACAGCUGGUUUGCUUGAGCAGCUUAACGUCACGAGAGACAGCAGUGAUUAUCUGUGGUACAUAACCAGUGUUGACAUAAGCCCAUCUGAAAACUUUCUACAAGGUGGUGGCAAGCCUCUGUCUCUCAGUGUGCUGUCUGCUGGUCACGCCUUGCAUGUCUUUGUCAACGGACAACUUCAAGGUUCUGCUUAUGGUACCAGGGAAGAUCGAAGAAUUAAAUAUAAUGGCAAUGCUAACCUUCGAGCUGGUACUAACAAAAUUGCACUGCUGAGUGUUGCUUGUGGAUUGCCGAAUGUUGGAGUGCAUUAUGAGACAUGGAACACUGGUGUUGGUGGUCCUGUUGUGCUUCAUGGGUUGAAUGAAGGAUCACGAGACCUUACUUGGCAGACUUGGUCCUAUCAGGUUGGCCUGAAAGGUGAACAGAUGAAUCUGAACUCCCUAGAAGGCUCAACCUCAGUUGAAUGGAUGCAAGGGUCGUUGAUAGCUCAAAACCAACAGCCAUUGUCCUGGUAUAGGGCUUACUUCGAGACUCCCAGCGGAGAUGAGCCAUUGGCUCUGGAUAUGGGUAGCAUGGGCAAGGGCCAAAUCUGGAUAAAUGGACAAAGCAUUGGACGCUACUGGACAGCAUAUGCAGAUGGGGACUGCAAAGAGUGCAGUUACACCGGGACCUUCCGGGCACCCAAGUGUCAAGCAGGCUGUGGUCAGCCCACGCAACGUUGGUAUCAUGUGCCAAGGUCCUGGCUGCAAGCAACUAGAAACCUAUUGGUAGUUUUUGAGGAACUUGGUGGGGAUUCAUCAAAGAUUGCCCUAGUGAAGAGGUCAGUCUCAAGUGUCUGUGCUGAUGUAUCUGAGGAUCAUCCAAAUAUCAAGAACUGGCAGAUUGAAAGCUAUGGCGAGCGUGAGUACCACAGAGCCAAAGUGCAUUUAAAAUGCUCACCAGGGCAGUCCAUUUCUGCAAUCAAAUUUGCAAGCUUUGGGACACCUAUGGGAACAUGUGGAAAUUUCCAGCAAGGAGAUUGCCACUCAGCUAACUCUCACACUGUUCUAGAGAAGAAAUGCAUUGGGCUCCAAAGAUGUGUCAUCGCCAUCUCCCCCGAGAGCUUUGGAGGAGAUCCCUGCCCGAGCGUGACGAAGCGGGUGGCGGUCGAGGCAGUAUGUUCUCGCACCGCUUAG
Miscanthus lutarioriparius is the source of this 2595-nucleotide messenger RNA. Lineage: Eukaryota; Viridiplantae; Streptophyta; Magnoliopsida; Poales; Poaceae. The record is from the annotation of a GenBank genome assembly.